AUGGGAGUCCACGGUCUCUGGGAGCUACUCUCCCCCGUCGGUCGCCGCGUCUCCGUCGAAACCCUCGCCGGAAAAACUCUCGCCGUUGAUGCGAGCAUAUGGAUGGUGCAGUUUAUGAAAGCGAUGCGCGACGAGAAGGGCGAAAUGGUUCGGAACGCCCAUUUGCUGGGCUUCUUCCGUCGCAUUUGCAAGCUUCUGUUCCUCCGCACCAAGCCGGUCUUUGUCUUCGACGGCGGAACCCCUGCCCUCAAGCGUCGCACCGUCGUCGCCCGCCGCCGCCAGCGCGAAAACGCCCAAGCUAAAGUCCGCAAAACUGCGGAGAAAUUGUUGCUUAAUCAUUUAAAGACGCUAAGGUUGAAGGAAGUGGCUGAUGAUAUUAAGAGCCAGAGGAUGCAGAAGAAUGGUAAUACUAAGGGUCAGGAUAAAUCUAAUCAGAAGGACUUUGUUGGUAGUGAUUCAGGAAGACGUCAUGUGAAAGAGCUGGAUGAAAUGUCUGCAACUAAGGAGGACAUAAAUUCUUCACAAGCAACAGUAUCGACAGGUUACAACCAGGAAGAUCUUGACGAAAUGCUAGCAGCAUCCCUAGCUGCAGAGGAAAAUGGAAAGCAUGUCAGAAAAGGAGCGCCGACUAUUGUAAUUAAUCCUCCAGAGGAGGAACCUGAUGCAGAAGAACAGAUUCUACUGCCAGCAGUAAAUGCAGAACUUGAUAUAGCGGUACUAGCUGCUUUGCCACAGUCUAUGCAACUUGAUAUUCUAGCACAGCUUAAGGGAAAGAAAACAGAAGGACUUGUAAAGGAAGUUGACAACCAUGAACAACAUGAAGUCAAUUAUCGAGGCAAGGGUAAGGGGAUUCUGCUCAGUGAAGCUGACAUGGUUGGUUGUAGCUCCCAACAUGACGAUGUUGCAUCAAUGAGAGACAAUCAAGCCUCAAUUGACGAAAUGUUAGCUGCAUCUAUUGCUCUGGAGGAAAAUGAUGAUUUAGUAAAUAAAGCAUCAACUCCUGUUGGGGCUUCCAUUAAUGAGGAAGAGGAAGUUGACUAUGAUGAAGAUGAAGAGAUGAUACUACCUGCUAUGCAUGGUCAAGUUGAUCCAGCUGUUCUAGCCUCAUUGCCUCCAUCAAUGCAGCUGGACCUUCUUGUUCAGAUGAGAGAGCGUUUAAUUGCAGAGAACAGACAAAAGUAUCAGAAAGUCAAGAAGGAUCCUGCAAAAUUCUCUGAGCUACAAAUACAAGCUUACCUUAAAACUGUUGCUUUCAGACGGGAGAUAGAUGAAGUGCAGAAAGCUGCAGCUGGAGGUGGAGUAGGUGGUGUACAAACUUCACGGAUUGCAUCUGAAGCCAACAGAGAAUAUAUUUUCUCGUCAUCUUUUACUGGUGAUAAACAUGAACUUACCUCCACCAGCUUAGAGAAAAAUAAAAAUACACAACAGAAGGCACAGGGAGCACAUCCUUCCCAGAAUCUUGCAAAUAGCAUGGUGGCUGCAAAUGAUUUUAAUAAAUCAAGUGAAUUGGUUUGCAAUGAACCUAGUGAGAUUGCUGAUGAAAAUAUUCAGACAUAUCUUGAUGAGAGGGGUCGAUUUCGUGUGAGUAGAUUGAGAGCUAUGGGGAUGCGUAUGACCCGUGAUAUACAAAGAAAUCUGGAUUUGAUGAAGGAGUUUGAGCAGGAAAGGGCACAUGUGAACAAGGCUUCAAAUCUGGGAACAGUGAAAAAUGUAGAGAAUACGGGUUCAUCAAAAAGUUCUGGGAUCCAGCUUGUUAGUAAAUCACAAGAGGUGAAUGUUGACUUAGUUGGAGAGGAUGUGCAAAAUGAACAAAAAAUGCUUCGCCAAAAAGCUUCUAUAGAGAUAUCUUUUGAAUAUGGUUGCAAAAACGAUUUUUCAAAUGGUGAGGAUGAUAUAUUUUCUAGUUUAGUAGGAGGAAAUCCAGUGGGGAUCUUUGCUGCUGAUGAUACUGCAGCAGCAGAGCAACCUUCUCAUUCUGAUUGGGAAGAAGGAAUUGUUGAAGGUAAGACUACUGCUUUUCCUGAACAUGAUAAGGUAGAGUUGAGAUCUUCUGUUGCAGACAAGGAUAAUAAUAGUAGUGAAAGUGAAGUAGAAUGGGAAGAAGGAGAUUGUGAUGCUGCUAACAACAGCUUACUGUCAGGAAAAUUUGCAUCUAGAGGAUGUUUGGAAGAGGAGUCCGAUUUGCAGGAGGCAAUAAAGAGAAGUCUUGAGAUUACAGAGGAUGGAAAACGCAAAUGUAUGUCAUUGGUAGAUGAGCAUUCAAAUACUUAUGAGAACAAACUGGAUCAUGAUUCAGAACAUGAUGAUGAUCUGUUUUGUUCUGACCCAAUGGAUUUAAAUGAUAACACUGGGUUCCUAAAUAAUAAAAAUAAUAUGGAGGGAUUCACUUUGUGUAGGGAAGACAGUACUGAUAAAAACGAAUUACAUGAAAUAGAAGAUGGAGAUAAAAAGCAUGAUUUUGUUUCUGGAAAUAAUGCACAAACUUUCCAUUUUUAUGGAAGUCCGUCAAAGCCAUCUAUGAUAUUUAAUUCGAAUAAAACUGAGAUAUUGAUUGACACAGCUUGCACAUGGAAUGGCCACCCUUGUUCUGAAGAUUCAAUUUCAGAUACAAAUGUAAUGACGAAGGCCCAGGUCCCUGUGGUUGCAGAGCAGUUAUUGGAUAAACAUGAUAAUGAUAAAGUGUCUUUGAAUUGUGGGAAUAUAUCCAAGGUCGAUCCAGUUGAUGGAACUGAAGAGGAGAAAAAGAACUAUAUUCAUGAAUCUGAACCAUUGAGAAAUUGUACUGACACUACCAAACCCACUAUUCUUUUGGUGGAAUCAUCCUUGAAAGGAACACCAAAAGACCUUCUUAUUGAGCCAAAAUUGGCUUCAGAGGACAAUAAUGGAAUUUCCUUUGAUGAAAGGAAGAGUAGCUAUGACAAGGAUGCGGUUAACACCCCACGGGAUUUUCCUGCUCUUGCAACUGAGGUUAGCUUGGAGGAAGAAAUUCAAAUUCUUGGUCAAGAAUAUAUUAAACUAGAGAAUGAGCAGAGGAAGCUAGAGCGGAAUGCAGAAUCUGUAAACAGUGAAUUAUUCACUGAAUGUCAGGUGUUGAACUGA
Sphenostylis stenocarpa is the source of this 3099-nucleotide messenger RNA. The record is from the annotation of a GenBank genome assembly. NCBI's taxonomy places the organism in Eukaryota, Viridiplantae, Streptophyta, Magnoliopsida, Fabales, Fabaceae.